Molecule: messenger RNA, 1277 nt
Organism: Daldinia vernicosa
Lineage: Eukaryota; Fungi; Ascomycota; Sordariomycetes; Xylariales; Hypoxylaceae
Product: GroES-like protein
Exons: 1
Coding region: 126-1127 (333 amino acids)
Cellular component (GO): mitochondrion
Molecular function (GO): oxidoreductase activity
Source: RefSeq, a predicted model, not a curated record
GUCAAUUAUCAGAUUAUAUAUACCUAGCUUCCGUUUAUAAGUCUUUAUAUAUUCGACUCGAGUACAUAUAUUUUUUAUUUCCGCCCACACAUUAACUUAUCAAUCUAUCGGCCUCGUUAGAAAUAAUGACAACCAUCCGUAAAGUUGUUAUUGCCGAGUUUGGUGAUGUGGACGUUGUCAAAGUGGUUGAUGACGUUUGCCCACCCCCACCACCAGGCCAUGUCCAAAUAGCGGUUGAAUACGCAGCCUUUACUGGCGCUGAUGUCAACAUGCGAAAGGGCAUAUAUCCUUUUCAAAAGAGCCCACCUUUCACUCCUGGGUAUAGUUUAGUCGGGACCGUCCGCGCCAAUGGCGAAGGCUGCACAGCAUUCCAGCCCGGCGAUGUUGUAACGGUCUUAUCCAAGUACGACGCCGAAGCCCAGCUUGUCAAUCAACCUGAAAAAUAUUGCGUUAAAGUACCAGAUGGCGUCGACCAUCAGCAAGCAACGGUGCUGCCGUGCGACUGGAAUACGGCGUACGGCAUGGUUAUGGAUUCAGCAAAGGUUUCGGAGGGUCAAAGAGUCUUCAUCCACGGCAUCAGCGGGUCCGUUGGUACGGCUCUCAUGACUCUUUGCACCUUAAAGGGGGCCGAAGUAUACGGCACGGCUAGCCAGCGCAAUCACGAUGAAAUCCGCGCACACGGCGCCACGCCGUUCGUAUACACGGAUAAGAAGUGGAUAGACAAGAUGAAGGAAAUUGGGGGCGCGCACGCCGUCUUCGACCCACUCGGCUUCGAGAGCUUUGACGAAAGCUUCUCCAUACUAACGCCGGACGGCAUACUUGUCGCCUACGGAAACAACGGGAGAACGCUCGGUGGACAUAAUAGGAACCCAACGUGCCACAUCGUCAAAAUGAUCGCGCGCGGUCUGAAUCCGCUGAACGGCAAACGCACUACCUUCUACGGAAUCUCCCGUCAAUCGUCCACGUAUAAACCCCAUCUCACGGCCUUGCUGAACAUGGUGAGGGACGGGACCAUCAAGGUCCCAAUCAGGAAAUUUUGGGACUUGGAGGAUAUUCAGAGCGCGCAUCGAGAAUGGGGUGCCGGGAGCGGGAUAGGGUCUCUGCUGAUUAGGAUUCCUCAAAAGUGAAGCUCAUUGGCGAGCUACUUAACUUUGACAUUCCCUUUUGUUUAGAGGUUUAUUCGCGAAGAACACAAUAGCGCAUUAGGCGUUUAACGGAAGCGAGUUGAGUACAUGGUUAGAUCGGAAUUUUGAUGUAAAGGGUUAGGUAUGAUAUAU